CGCGCCCCGGAGCGCUCGCCGCCUGGUGCACGGCGCCCCCCAGUGGGACGCCAGGGUCUAGUCACGCCGCGCGCUCCCAGGCCCGCCGCUCUCCGGACAAAGGGCGCGAGUUCCAGGGAUCCAGCCCACAGCGCCCGGGCCCGGGCCGGCCGUCUCCUGCCCUCGGCGGCCUCCCGUUAUCAGCGGAGUCGGCGGGGAGCAGGUACCCACGGUCCCCCAGCCUGCGCGGGGCGCGCGGGAGAGCGGAGCGUGGGCGGGGCUUCCGGAGGCGGGGGCCUCGGGGUCACUGUCGCUGCAGUCACCGGAGCCCACACUCGGUCCCGAGAUGACGGCGUGCAAGCGGGUGGCGAAGGAUGGGCUCCUUUAAUUCCCCAUGAUCCAGCUCAGUGUCACCUUCUGCAAAGCCUUCCUGCUGUCCCCUCCUCUCCUUCCUCGUUACUGUCCACAUCACCACACCCCUGGGUCCUCCAUUGCUCCAGUGAAGUUCUUGAGGACUGGGCUCUGUCUUAGUCAGGUGUUAGCAGAGGCUGCCCAGGAAGGGCUGCUGGGAGAAUUCAGCGAUGUCCAGGUGACUGGGCCACGUUGCUAGGAAGGAGCUGGAGGAUCUUCAGAAGAAUCUCCCCCAGUACCUGCGGAACCUGUCCAGCGAUGACGCGGAUGUCCUGGUGUGGCACGCUCUCCUUCUGCCCUUGAUCGAGGGUAAAGAGUAGUUCCCCAAAUUAUGCCAACCUCAGAGUGUUCUCCAGACAUUAGUUAUAUCAAGGCGGACGGUGAAGCUGGCAUCUACACAAGUGGCAUCGGAGAAGCCACCUUACAACCUACGGGCCUUCAACCUGCGCAUCAACUUCCCCGAGGAAUAUCCAAUGAGACCCCCCACAGUGACGUUCACAACCAAGAUCUACCACCCCACUGUGGGCAUUAAUGGCCAGGUGUGCCUGCCCAUCAUCAGCAAUGAGAACUGGAAGCCUUCUACCAAGACCUACCAAGUCUUGGAGGCCCUCAGCGUGCUGGUGAAUAAUCCGGACCUGGGGGAGCCCGUGCGCCUGGAGCUUGCUGACCUGCUAACACUGGACUCUGAGCAGUUCCACAGGAGAGCCGAAGAGUUCACCCUCAAGUUUGGAGAGCCCCGGCCCUCCUAGCUCUGGUUCUGGCCCUCUGCACCGGGUCCUGUCCCUGUGAUGGCAGACACACAACAUGGACUGGGGCCAGAGCCCCUUGGUGGCCCAUGUCCUGCUCAGUUUUUCUGUGUUUGUUCCUUUCUUAGGUUGUUAGCCGUUAGUUGUGUGUGUGGUAUGUGUGGACCCAGUUCCAGGUUCACGCAUGGGGUUAUGGGGCUGAUUUUGAGUUAGAGAAGCCCAAAGAGAAGAGAUAAAAAUUGUGGGUCUCAGUGGAGUCUGUUGUUGGAUAGAAGGGAUGUGCCCUGAGAUACCUGCUCCUGCCUCUGUUCUUACACGUGGGAUACCUGCUGCUCUCUAUCUGUGCACCUUGGUGAAGCCUCCACUCCUUUCCAGGGCUCAGUGCCCUAAAGGACAGUUGAGGGGGUUGGCCCAGUAAUGACAAUCCAAUCGCUUCAUUAAGCACUUUUGGCACUAUGCAGAGAGCUUCACGCAUAACGUCAUCGAAUCCCCUGAGCAGCUCCCCAAGAUAGUGCUGUGUGCUUUCCUACUUCCUUUCUGUGCCCCAGAGCCAGGCAGUUAAGGUUUGCAGAGUCACAGGCCAGCUGCUACUAGUGGCUCCAUCUUAAAGAUCACCUUCCAGGCCAGCUGGCAGGAAAUGAGCCCGGCAGGCCACCAGAAAACCUCAGGGACCCAGGCAUCUGGGGGAGUGGAGGCGGGAGGCGGGGCACAUCGAAGGGAGUCCCUUGCAAUUGGGUGGUUUGUUGAUUAUAUGAUCAGCCGGGCUGUGCAGAUUUAAGUGCUAAACCUUUUCUUUUCCACUGAUGAAACACUAAGUGAAGAAUCUGAUCUCUGUCCCAGAAAUCUGACUACACUGUUUCCAAACCACUUGCAAUCCCAUUAGGUUGGGGCCAGGCUUCAGGCUGGGAGGAGCGGCCCCUUCAGCUUCCAGUCAAGAGGGAGUCACGGAAACCGUGUGUUUUUCCAGCCAUUAAAGUCUCAGAUG
Myotis daubentonii (Daubenton's bat) is the source of this 2121-nucleotide messenger RNA. RefSeq names its product ubiquitin conjugating enzyme E2 L6 (gene UBE2L6). NCBI's taxonomy places the organism in Eukaryota, Metazoa, Chordata, Mammalia, Chiroptera, Vespertilionidae. The transcript has 6 exons. The record is from RefSeq and is a predicted model, not a curated record. Bases 864 to 1139 code for a protein of 91 amino acids.